Molecule: messenger RNA, 1392 nt
Organism: Striga hermonthica
Lineage: Eukaryota; Viridiplantae; Streptophyta; Magnoliopsida; Lamiales; Orobanchaceae
Source: the annotation of a GenBank genome assembly
AUGGGAGAUUAUAAAAGAGAUGAAUAUGAAGACUGGGAUGAGUACGAGGAGGAUGGUGACGAGCAAGAACAUGAAGAAGUUGGUGAAGAUGAGUAUGAAGAAGAAACUCACCAGCCCACUCAGGAGGAGCUUGACUAUCUUGAACUGAGACAAAGGUUAAAAGAGUCAAUUAGAAAGCAGAUGAAGAAGGAAUUGGGAACUACAGAUGCUGGCUCCCGAGACAGAAUAAAUGGGUUUCGCAAAGACAAUUAUGGAACCUUCUUUGGUCCUCGACAACCUUCUAUUUCUCAGAGAGUAAUUCAAGAAAGUAAGUCCUUGUUGGAGAAUCCAGAUUUGGCUGCAAGGAUUAUGAAAUCUAAUCGUGCUAACAAGAGCUCUGCUGCAGAACCUGUCAAGUCAAAAUCUCGAGAAACCCAUCUGCCGAGAGUAACAAAUGGGUUAAAGAAAAAGGUUGAAAUUCUUAAAAACACAAGAGACUAUUCUUUUUUAUUAUCCGAAGAUGCCGAGGUUCCAGCCUCCUCAAAAAGUCCCCCAAAAACAUCAUCGGCUCAAAAAAUUGAUGCACGUUCAGCCCAACAGCAGCCUAGCAGGAGCAACAAGCAGGUGGUGGAUGGUCGCGGUCGAGGACCCACCUUGAUUGGUCAUGAUGUGAGGAGGCCACUGCCUUCAAUUGGCCAAAACAAACCUAAAGUAGGGCAGGAGAGGGCGAAACCCCCGACCAAGCCGGCGAUGGAUCCUAGGAAACAACUAGGGAGCAAUAGUGGGAGUGGGCCUGGGCGGCCGGUUGGGCCCAAAAGCCUUCCUUCAAGAAGGCCCACACCUAUCUCUUCUGGCAAGACCACCACAUCUACUGCAAAACAUAAUACGGUUGCUGGUGCGCAUAAGCCAUCGCAUUCUGCUGUGCAACCUCCUAUUCGUAAACCGAUGCCUUCAAAUAUGCAUUCUGGAAUCCAUAAAUCGGUCUCUUCACGUGCUCAACCUUCUUCAGCUACGAGAAAACCAUCUGUUCAACAAGAGGAGUAUCGAGGAUCUAGCAAGCCGAUGGUGAUGACAAAGCAGGCGGCAUCUUCCUCUGGAGAUCAGUUUAGACGACCUCCCAAGGCGCCUGUUCGUCAUAGUUUAGCAGAUGAAAGACCGAAGGUGAAACCUAAGAGGCCACUCAAUGAUGAAGCUGGUGGAUAUGUAAAUAUUAUCAGAUCAAUGUUCGGGUAUGAUCCAAGUCGGUUCCGUGACGACGAUGAUGAUAGUAACAUGCAGUCCAAUUUUGAAGAUGUUAUGAGGGAGGAAAGACGCAGUGCAAAAAUCGCUCGAAGAGAGGACGAAGAAGAGCUCCGGCUCGAGGAAGAGGAAAGAAGGAGGAGGUUGGCUAAGAAGCGCAAGCUAGGUCAUUAA